Molecule: messenger RNA, 585 nt
Organism: Symbiodinium sp. CCMP2592
Lineage: Eukaryota; Dinophyceae; Suessiales; Symbiodiniaceae
Source: the annotation of a GenBank genome assembly
AUGUUCGAUCCGUCAAGCACGUUCUUGACGAGCCAUCAACGGACUGCAGUGCGUUUCGGAAGUGGGAUCAACAGAGAUGCCGUACUGUCUGAGAUCACCUGGAAAACGGAUGCGUUGAAAAAGGGCAAAGCGCCUUUUGGUGUUCAUUCUAUCUUGGAAAUGACUUUCUCGGAUGGUAGCACAUGGCACACGCAAAAGUACGUGGCCGGGAACUGUGUCGUCGUUGAUCUCACGCGUGGCGGCGUGGCAGGGGAUGCUAUCCGAGGUCCACUUCGCGGACAGGCCUUGAAGGACCAAGGCUGGGUUUGGACUUCCCCGACAAAAGCUUCAGACAUUGUCAGGUUUGUGUGCGCGUCUGAGCACAUGGAGAAGUACGAUACCCGGGACUACAACUGCCACAAGUACGCACAGGACGUCUGGAAUUUUUGUGUGGUCUUCAGUCAUCAGGUCUGGUGGCGACCUGACAUGAUCAAGGCGCGACUAUUCGGCGGCUUGGUGGGUCAUAGAGUCGGCUUCGAUGAUGACGAUUACGGCUACGACGAUUACGGCUACGACGAUGCUGACUAUGACGAUGACUACGACUAA